AUGUUACUCCAUCCCGGUACACUGGCCAUCUAUGGUGCACUUCUGCUACUCAUCACGAGAACGCCGGCCCAAUGUUACGGAGCAAGCCUGUCGAAACGCAUGAGUACAGAGAUUCAUGCAGGGGAAUCAGCAUAUUUAUUACGCACAGCAGGUUCAUCUGGGACCCCGCAUGAGAGGGAAUCACACUUAGGAAAAGAAAGGAAUUCAGGAUCAUUCCUUGAUCAAAAGGUUUUGGAUGUUACUUCACCUAAUCCUAGACAGCAAUUUGAUCAAGAUCACAAAAUUGAGCUAGUGCCAGAAGAAAAAGAAAAUUUAAUGAAACUGAAAGCAUUUAAAAUUGUGGCUUCAAAGAAAUUUGGAAUAAAACCUGAUCAAAUAGAUGAAGCAGUGGAGUGGUUUCAAGAUCUUAUGAAAUCCUUGAAUGGGGAGGAUUUGAAGCAUGGAAGAAAAGCAAAUUUCUCUCUAGGGAAAUUGGAAUUCUUCAAAUUUUGGAAGAUAUUGUGA
This is a messenger RNA of Puccinia triticina, 504 nucleotides long. RefSeq lists its product as uncharacterized. Bases 1 to 504 code for a protein of 167 amino acids. The transcript is spliced from 7 exons. The record is from RefSeq and is a predicted model, not a curated record. NCBI's taxonomy places the organism in Eukaryota, Fungi, Basidiomycota, Pucciniomycetes, Pucciniales, Pucciniaceae.